Messenger RNA from Brugia malayi, 1017 nucleotides. It is a transcript of the gene Bma-hda-11, whose product is annotated as histone deacetylase 11, putative. The record is from RefSeq and is a predicted model, not a curated record. Lineage: Eukaryota; Metazoa; Nematoda; Chromadorea; Rhabditida; Onchocercidae. Gene Ontology annotation, molecular function: histone deacetylase activity. The coding region runs from base 1 to 1017 and encodes 338 amino acids. The transcript has 7 exons.
AUGGCUGAGGAAAGAUUCAUUGAUAAUAGCGAUCGAAGCUCCAUCGAAAAACCACUGGCAGACAGACAAUUAACCGCUGUGAAAGCAUCAAAGUUAUACAAGGAAAUUGAACGAGGUCAAUUACCCAUUGUAUAUCAUCCAGUUUAUAAUAUAUCAUUUUGUGGGAUCGAACGGUGCCAUCCAUUUGAUUCACGUAAAUGGGGACGUGUUUAUGAGACAUUGUUGCAAUCAGGGAUGUUUGAAGAAAAUCAAACAAUAAGGCCACUGGAAGCAAGUAUGGACGAUUUACGUGUUGUGCAUUCAUCCACCUAUCUCUCAUCAUUAUGCUGUCCAUGUUAUGUUGCAAAAAUGGUUGAAGUUACACCUGUUGCACUUAUUCCUCCAUGCGGCACAAUAUUGGCAGCCAAGCUUGCACUAACAUCCGGUUGGGCAAUAAAUAUUGGUGGUGGUUUCCAUCAUGCAAGUCGUUCAAAGGGUGGAGGUUUUUGUAUUUAUGCUGAUAUCACCUUGGCACUAACAUUCUUAUUCUCGAAUCAAUUGAUUUCAAAAGCAAUGAUUGUUGAUUUAGAUGCUCAUCAGGGUAAUGGUCAUGAAAAUGAUUUCAGCGGUGACAGUCGCGUUUAUAUAUUGGAUAUGUUUAACAGUCGUAUUUAUCCGCAUGAUCUGAGAGCAAGACGUGCUAUAAGGAGAUCAAUUCAUCUUCAUGUUGGUACACAGGAUUCAGAAUAUCUCUCCUUACUUUCAAAUAAUCUUGAAGAUGUCUUGAACGAAUUUCAGCCUGAUAUAAUCGUGUAUAAUGCGGGAACUGAUUGUCUUCAAGGUGAUCCACUUGGGUUAUUGUCGAUAUCCUCGAAGGGAAUUCGAAAACGUGAUGAAAUUGUUUUCAAAAUGGCUCGUGACAGACAUAUCCCAGUCGUAAUGUUACUUAGUGGUGGAUAUAUGCCGAAUACGCAUGAAGUCAUUGCCAAGUCAAUCUUGAAUUUGUACGAUAAAAAUUUAUUAAGGAUAGAACUGUAA